Messenger RNA from Carya illinoinensis, 1481 nucleotides. Its product is annotated as protein rough sheath 2 homolog. Lineage: Eukaryota; Viridiplantae; Streptophyta; Magnoliopsida; Fagales; Juglandaceae. The record is from RefSeq and is a predicted model, not a curated record. The coding region runs from base 222 to 1358 and encodes 378 amino acids. The transcript has a single exon.
AUAAAGAGAGCUCGAGAGUGGCUAGUUGAGGUCACCCUCAUUGUAGCUAUACUUUUCUAACUUAAAUCCCAUCCCUUAAAUUCCAAUCUCUAUCAUCUCUCGAUCGUACAGGCAUGAGACAUGGAUAGUUAGUCGCGUCUAUAAUAGAAGCCCAAUAAAUACAGAGAGAGAGAUGGAUCACCAGUGUUCCCGACCAUCUUGAAAGCACAAAUGGAGUUGAAAUGAAGGAGCGUCAACGGUGGCAGCCAGAGGAAGACGCACUCCUCCGAGCCUACGUGAAGCAAUAUGGACCCAAAGAGUGGAACCUCGUCUCCCAGCGCAUGGGGCAGACCCUCCACCGUGACCCCAAAUCGUGCCUGGAGCGCUGGAAGAACUACCUGAAGCUUGGCCUCAAGAAGGGCUCCCUCACCCCAGAAGAGCAGUCUCUCGUCGUCUCCCUCCAAGCCAAGUACGGCAACAAGUGGAAGAAGAUCGCUGCCGAGGUCCCCGGUCGCACUCCCAAGCGUCUCGGUAAGUGGUGGGAGGUCUUCAAGGAAAAGCAGCUUAAACAACAACAGCAGAACCAAAAGAAGAACCCCAUCAACGCCGCCAAAUAUUCCGAUUGUACUGACGGGAGCAUUCCGGUGGUGUCAUCCCAGGAUAAGGCCGCUCAGGGUCCGUACGACCAUAUCUUGGAGACCUUUGCGGAGAAGUACGUUCUGCAGCCAAAGUUAUGUGCUUUCCAGUCCCUUAGUAGCAAUAUGGCUCCAGUGAUCCCGGGUAUUUCGGUGCCUGACCCAAGUCCGGUUUUGUCCCUCGGUUCGGCGACCUCUUCUUCGACGACGUCAACGGUACUUCGGUCUUGGAUGAAUAUGAACCCUUCGACGACCUCUUCUUCUACCACCUCGUCGACCCCGUCUCCUUCGGUCAGUCUCUCCCUUUCUCCAUCUGAACCGGUCAUCGAGCCGGAUUCAAAUCCGACACGAUUAUUUUCAGCUCAACAGAUGGCUACGCUGAUCCAGUACUGCAAGGAGCUGGAGGAGGGGAGGCAGAGCUGGGUACAGCACAAGAAAGAGGCGACAUGGCGGCUGAGCAGGUUGGAGCAACAGCUUGAGUCGGAGAAAGCAAGAAAGAGGAGAGAGAAAACGGACGAGAUUGAGGCAAAGAUAAGAUCCUUGAGAGAGGAUGAGAUGGUGUUUUUGUGUAGGAUUGAGAGUGAGUACAAAGAGGAGCUUAAUGCUUUGCACAGAGAUGCUAAGUGCAAAGAGGCCAAGUUGGCGGAGUCGUGGUGCAGCAAGCAUACGAAGCUGGCUAAGCUCGUGGAGCAGAUUGGGUUGGUCAAUAGCAUUAAUAGUAACGGGUUCACAGCACUCCAUUAAUUCAAUUCCCCCAUGGAACAUGUUGGUGACUUUCAUUUUAAGUUGAUAUUGCAUGGAUUGCAUUGAUCUGUACCACCUUUUGCUGUGUCUAAUUUACACGAGUUUUCGUGCUACUUUCCUGAA